AUGUUUGACACUUCACUCCUCGUAUCAGGAUUCUUUCCUUUCCCUUCCCGUAAAACAAGUCAAGUUUCUGCGGCGGAAUCACCAGGGUUAGGCCUCAACGGACAUCUUUCUCCGAAGAUUGGGGGAGCAUUUUCAGAUGAGCUACUCACUGGAUCAGAAUUCCACAGAUUAUCAGCAUGGAAGCAGAGGUGUGGAGACAUGCGCUUGAUAAAGGAUCAAAAUGGCAUCCUAAAGGGAUUCGGCUUUGUACGCUUUGCAACAAAAGAAGCUGCUGACAAAGCUCUGAAAGAGUUAUCUGGAUCUAUGCUAGAAGGUAAAAAGAUUGGUGUUCUUCCAUCAGCUGCACAGGAUACAUUAUUUUUAGGAAACCUUAACAAAGGGUGGAGUGCUGAUGAUUUUAAUAAAGUUGUGCGCCAGGUUUUUCCAGAUGUUGUUUCCAUUGAUCUUGCAAUGCCCCAAAGUGGUAGUGAGACAACAAGCAAAAAAUUUAAAAAUCGUGGUUUUGCUUUUGUGAAGUUCUCAUCUCAUGCUACUGCAGCACGUGCGUUUAGGGCUGGAUCACAGCCAGAUUUUGUUCUUGGUGGUACUUUACAUCCAUCUGUUCAAUGGGUUGAAGAGGAUCCUGAAGUAGAUCCGGAUGAACUUGCUAAGAUAAAAAUAGCAUUCGUUAGAAAACUACCCUCAACUAUCGACGAAGACUACUUAAAGAAACUCUUCAUGCCUUUUGGGAAGGUAGAGAAAGUGGUGGUGUCCAGCAAGGGAGAUUCUUCAGUUGGAUUUGUUCAUUUUUCUCAAAGAUCACACCUUGAUAAUGCCAUAGAGGGACUAAAUGAAAAAAUAGUUCCAGGCCCAAAAGGUGGGCCAUCAGUUAAACUUCAGGUUGAAGUUGCAAGACCUAUGGACAAAAAAAGAAAAAGGGUUCAUGAAGAUUUUCAUAACACUCAGCCCCUUGAUAAUUUGAAUAAACCCAGGCCACAAAAUCACGACCCAUACUUGAAUUCAUUUGAUGGUCAUGAAGGGACUCUUCAAAAGGAAGCUGUUGAUCCCCAUGAAGCUGCUGUUCUUUUGUUACCAGUAGCUGUCAGAGAGCGGUUACUUCGAAUUUUACGCCUCGGUAUUGCCACUCGAUUCGAUAUCGAAGUUGAAUCCCUAUCUAAUCUAGCAGAAUUACCUGAAUCCAUGGCCAUAUCAGUUCUUGAUCAGUUCAUGUUAUCAGGAGCAGAAAAACAUGACAAAGGAGGCUAUCUUGCAGCCCUAAUUUCUAGGUACCAGGUGGACAAAUUUGGAGCCAAUCAACAACCUUCAAGUUUAUCAAGAUUAAGAGAACCAGUAAGGGCCCACCUUCCAUCUGUUGACUCUCUUCCCUAUGCUGACCCAAGCAGCAGGGGUGACAGUUAUACAUCCCGUUAUUCUACAUUAUAUUCAGAUUAUCGUCUACCGAGUCGACCGGCUUAUGGAAACAUGGAGGAAAUGAGCCCGGUCCAAUCCCACCAAAUCCCGGGCCCAUCUUUUGCAAAAUCUUCACAAGAUCCAUACAACAGAAUACUGGGCCCUACCCCGACUUUAUCUUUUUCAAAAACUGGGCCGAGCCCGGAUCCUCAAAUUAAUGAUAGGCCAGGAAGUAGGCCACAAAUGAGAUUUGACCCGUUUACGGGUCAACCGUAUAAGUUUGACCCGUUUACGGGUGAGCCGAUUGUUCCGGAAAGUUUGGCCCGUCGUUAUGACAGCCCGUAUUGA
Molecule: messenger RNA, 1737 nt
Organism: Lactuca virosa
Lineage: Eukaryota; Viridiplantae; Streptophyta; Magnoliopsida; Asterales; Asteraceae
Source: the annotation of a GenBank genome assembly